This is a messenger RNA of Microtus oregoni (creeping vole), 805 nucleotides long. RefSeq names its product TCF3 fusion partner homolog. Gene Ontology annotation, molecular function: DNA binding. The transcript has a single exon. Gene Ontology annotation, biological process: apoptotic process; apoptotic signaling pathway; positive regulation of apoptotic process. Gene Ontology annotation, cellular component: Ino80 complex. Lineage: Eukaryota; Metazoa; Chordata; Mammalia; Rodentia; Cricetidae. The record is from RefSeq and is a predicted model, not a curated record. Bases 1 to 783 code for a protein of 260 amino acids.
AUGGAGCUGGAACAGAGAGAGGGGGCCAUGGCAGCAGCCAUGGGCUUUGAAGAGUUCUCAGCGCCACCAGGUUCAGAGCUGGCUCUGCCUCCCUUGUUUGGUGGCCACAUCCUGGACAGUGAGCUAGAGACAGAAGUGGAGUUUGUGUCCGGUGGUCUCUGUGGUUCAGGACUCCGGGAGCGGGAUGAUGAGGAAGAGGCAGCCCGGGGUCGCAGGCGUCGCCAACGGGAACUAAAUAGAAGAAAGUACCAGGCUCUAGGUCGGCGCUGCAGGGAGAUCGAGCAGGUGAAUGAGCGAGUCCUGAACAGGCUCCAUCAGGUGCAAAGGAUAACCCGGAGACUCCAGGAGGAGCGCAGGUUCCUCAUGAGGGUGCUGGACUCCUACGGGGAUGACUACCGGGCCAGCCAGUUCACCAUUGUGUUGGAGGAUGAUGGCAGCCAAGGCACAGAUGUCCCCACUCCGGGCAAUGCUGAGAACGAGCCUCCAGAGAAAGAGGGACUUUCCCCACCCCAAAGGACACCUGCACACCUAGACCCCAGCAGCCCAGCCCCUGGCGAAGGGCCCUGUGGGCGGAAGAGGCGGCGGGCACCACGGGUGGGGGCUUCGUUGACCCCAGAACUGGCCCCAAUGCAGGUGGGAGCCGAGGGCUGGGGCCAAGGCGUGAUUAAAGUUGAGGAAGACUUUGGCUUUGAAGCAGAUGAGGCCUUGGAUUCAAGUUGGGUUUCUCGAGGGCCAGACAAACUGCUACCCUACCCUACCCUAGACAGCCCACCCUUUGACUAACCCUCUCUCCCCAAUAAAUAGA